Messenger RNA from Argentina anserina (silverweed cinquefoil), 1917 nucleotides. RefSeq lists its product as uncharacterized. The record is from RefSeq and is a predicted model, not a curated record. Bases 356 to 1612 code for a protein of 418 amino acids. Lineage: Eukaryota; Viridiplantae; Streptophyta; Magnoliopsida; Rosales; Rosaceae. The transcript has a single exon.
AACCCACCACGAGGCAAGCUCAACAAUUCCCACUGUAAGUCUCUCUCCUAGCUCAAUUGGCAUUUCUUUCUUUAGCAAAAUGCUUUGCUUCAAUACAUAGAUUGAUCAUGAAAAGUUCACUAUUAUAGUUUUAGAAGCAAAGGCUUGAUUUGUUUUUGGUUAGGACGUCAAUUUGCUAUUGAGUACCUCACGUUUCAAGGAUGAAACAGACUUGCUCUAAGAUGCUAUAUUGAGCACUUGAGCAAUUAUCUAUAUCGAUUCUGUUUCUCUUCUCUUGUUGAAGAAGAAAUAUUCAUGGUACCAAAUAGAAAGUAGAGUAAUAUAUAUUAGCAGCUAGGAAGCUAUUAGAACAAUAAUGGAAUCAUUCAGGCAAGCAACUGGGUUCCGGUACGACCUGGAUACGAACACAUUAGGUGGUGAUGAUGAAGACUUUUCAGGGAUUCUUGAGAUCUUUGCUCAUCAUGCUAGGAACCUUCACAACAUAUGUAUUUAUGAAAACCAAGAUGUCUAUGCAAAGUUCUCUCUUACUUACAAUCCAGAUGAGACCCUCUCAACUAGGAUCAUCAAUGGAGGUGGAAAGAAUCCAGAGUUCAAUGAAAACUUGAGGAUGAAAAUCACUCAAAUUGAUGCUGUUUUAAAAUGUGAGAUAUGGAUGCUUAGCAGGGCCAGAAACUUUAUGGAAGACCAGCUCCUGGGAUUCACUUUGGUCCCAAUUUCUGAAGUCAUUGGGAAAGGAAAGCAGACUCGAGAUUAUAGUCUUUCUUCCACUGACCUCUUCCAUUCCCCAGCUGGAACUGUGCAGUUGACUCUUUCUCUCAUCCCAUCUUUGCCUAUCAAAUCAUCUGCUAACUCAUCCAUAACUUCCGAAGUAGUACUGCUCGAGCGAACGAUAUCAGAAGAAGUAAUGUUACACCCAGUUGAGUAUUCCAGGAUUGAAUUCCCUGAUAUCAAUGUAGUAAGUCAGAAUCAGCAAAUGGUGACGGAGUACUUUGACUUGGCAAAGCACAAGCAUGGUUCUGAAGCACUAGUUGCCUCGUUUCUUCGUCUUGGUGCAUCUCCUGAUCAGGACUAUGAAAUGAUUGUGAGUUCAUCACCUAAUGAGAACAUCCAAAACUCCUGCUUCUUAAUAUCCACCACAACAAGCUUGAGUGAUGACAGAAACAACAACUCUGCUGAUUCAAUCGUGAAAAAGAGUGGUGUGGCCUCUGCUAAUCAAACUUGUGCUGCUUGUCCAGGCACUCCAACCUCAAGGAAGGGAAGAGAAGCCUCUUCCGGAGAGGAAAAGUUGAAUUUCAUGGACAAGGAACAAAAUGAGGAAGAGAAGAUGAACAAGGAACAUAAUAAUGGUUCGGGUCAAUUUGAUCAAGUGUAUUCUGCUCCACUUGCAAAUAUGAACUCGGAGGCUGAGCAAUCUGCACUGCAACAACAAAUAGUCGACAUGUACAUGAGAAGCAUGAAACAGUUUACUGAGUCUCUGGCAAACAUGAAGCUCCCAAUGGAUCUUGAUAAACCCGAAUGUGAAGACCGCGGUGAAGUCAUUCUGAACAACAGCUUAGAACUUGAUAAAAAGGACGGAUCAAGAGUCUUUUAUGGUAGCAGGGCAUUCUUCUGAGUCUGAGUAUUUGAGUAGUAGCUAACUGAUUCUGCAAUGCAAUACUUGAGGGUACAAAUGAGUUUAUUUAGAAACAAGAAUGAUUCUUAUCUAUCGUUAACAAUCUUAGUUUCACCGAAAGCAUUGAAUUUUUUUAGAAACUUGUUUAACUGUUGCAUGAACUGCUGCUUCAAAUUCAGGUUUUGUUGUUGCAUUAAGCCAUUAACUACGAUGACCAAAUGUUGAUGCCUGCUGAAUCUGCUUAAUAGCAGUGUUACUGUAAUUCCGCAUUUGCGUUCAGGAUAGAAUUCUCUAUUUACUGCUGA